AUGGCUCUGAUCCUUCACUGUCAUAAGAGAGCUAAACGCUCCUCAGAGCCUCCAAACCACCCAAAGAUUGAUCUGGAAAUCUCAUUUGUCACCUCAGACACUACAGCAAAGUGUUUUCUCUCAGUGAUUUGCUCUCUGCUUUAUUUAUGGCCGUGUAAUGUAGCAUACAGUGGAAGAUCUUCCAGUAUCACUAAAACAGAGACUUUGCAGGAGGAACCACAGGAGAUCAUAAAGCCGGUGCCCAUCAGCCAAACGCCUGGGGCCUCCACCGGCCCCGCCAGCAUUGCUUAUAAUAAGACGGCUCGGCCCUUCGGCGGAACGACUAACACCGUCAGAUCGGUCAGUCCCAAAGCCUCCAUCCCCUCCGCCUCGUCUGCCUUCACCCCAGCCGCUCCGUCCCAGCAGCCUGGCUCCGCCCCCAAACCCGCCUCUGGCCACUCCCCCUUCACUAACUCCUCCUCCACACCAUCCUCUGGCUCCUCCUCCCCGGCGAGAGUGCUGGCUCCGCCCCCGGCCCCCGCCGCCCCUCAUUCGUCCGUCUAUAACACGCCCAUCAACCUCUACUCCAAUGAGAACGUGUGCGAGGUGGCCUUGGGCCAGAGGCGUGGCCUGCUGGAGAGCAAAGCCACAGGGGAACAGCACAACGGAACCGCUCGUAAGCCCAUGCUGGAGCCAGAGGAGAAUCACGUCUCAGCUCUCAGUGAUGCCAGUAAGAAGCGUGUGAUCGAGGACACGGAGGACUGGCAUCCGCGCACCGGCACGUCUCAGUCGCGCUCCUUCCGCAUCCUGGCGCAGAUCACCGGCACAGAGAACGAGCAAGCUCAGGAGAACCGGCCGGGGAAGAACGAGGCCACAGAGGAGCUUCAGCCCAGUUCUAAUGCCACGUCUUCAGUCAAAACCAUGAGCAAAGCGGUCGCUGGAGCCCCGAGGCAGGGCAACGGAGUCCCUCCAGCCGCUGCCAAGAGCUGGCAGUCGAGCAGCGCCGCAGGGUUUCCCAAAGCAGGUGCACCUGCGCCGCAGACGGGCCCCUCGAUCGGACAGGUCAGCAGCAAGGGCCCGGAUCGGCCCGCGCCUCAGGCUCACCCCAACGACCAAGACGAUUCGCUGGUGCAGAGAGCCGAACACAUCCCGGCGGGAACACGCACACCCAUGUGCGGCCACUGCAACAUGGUCAUCAGGGGUCCGUUCCUGGUGGCGAUGGGCAGAUCGUGGCAUAAGGAGGAGUUCACCUGCUCUCACUGCCGCAGUUCUCUGGCAGACGUGGGUUUCGUGGAGGAGCGCGGCUCCGUCUACUGCGAGCGCUGUUACGAGCAGUUUCUGGCCCCGGCCUGCUUCAGAUGCCAGCAGAAGGUUCUCGGGGAAGUCAUCAACGCUCUGAAGCAAACCUGGCAUGUGUACUGCUUCCUGUGCACUGCCUGCCAGCAGCCCAUCCUUUGUUUAGAUUACUACACCCUGUUCGGCACCAGCUGUCACGGAUGCGACUUCCCCAUUGAAGCGGGCGAUAAGUUCCUGGAGGCGCUGGGGUUCACCUGGCACGACACCUGCUUCGUCUGUACGGUGUGCAGCACGAGUCUGGAGGGUCAGACCUUCUUCUCCAAGAAAGACAAGCCCUUGUGCAAGAAGCACGCUCACACUGUCCAGUUCUGAUCUCACACUGAAACCAACGCCUUGCUGGUCAUAUUUGACUUUUGUGAGAUUUAUUUUAGUGCAUGAAUGUUUAUGAG
Messenger RNA from Sinocyclocheilus anshuiensis, 1724 nucleotides. RefSeq names its product PDZ and LIM domain protein 5-like. The record is from RefSeq and is a predicted model, not a curated record. Gene Ontology annotation, cellular component: Z disc; adherens junction; stress fiber. Bases 1 to 1647 code for a protein of 548 amino acids. The transcript has 11 exons. Lineage: Eukaryota; Metazoa; Chordata; Actinopteri; Cypriniformes; Cyprinidae. Gene Ontology annotation, molecular function: muscle alpha-actinin binding; actin binding. Gene Ontology annotation, biological process: heart development; muscle structure development; actin cytoskeleton organization.